UAACUAAUGUUAACAUUUACCACGGCGUGGGAGUGUAAGCAAAGUGAAGAGGAGAUUACUGUAGCCUACAGUUCAUUGACAGACAGUAAUCAGAUGUGCAAAGACAAGACAAGAGAUGGCGACCAGCACUGGGCUGUGUUACCUGUGUUUGUUGGUCAUAGCGAAUUGGGGUAGUCUCAAUGGUUCAAGCUAUACUAGGCCGCUCGAGGCCACUAAGGACGGCGACAUCAUCAUCGGUGGAAUCUUCCCUGUGCACGAGAGCGUCGAUUUCGAAGACAACUACGAUGGAAGGCCGUCCAGCCGAAAUUGCACCAGGUAUAGCGUGGCACGGUUGCUUCAGGCUCUGAUGCUGGUGGAAGCAGUGGGGGCUGUGAACCGCUCACCUCUGCUAGGUAACCUGACGCUGGGCUACCACAUAGUGGACUCCUGCUCGGACGUCACCACUGCAGUGGCUGUUAUGCAGAGGUUCCUAGAUGCUUGCAACAACAGCAGGCCUGGAUGGAGCAACAGCAUACCUGGUUGGAACAACAACAGACCUGGAUGGAGCAACAACAGACCUGGAUGGAACAACAGCACACCUGGAUGGAGCAACAACAGACCUGGAUGGAACAACAGCAGACCUGGAUGGAACAACAGCAUACCUGGAUGGAACAACAGCACACCUGGAUGGAACAACAGCAGGCCUGCACGUCCCCCGGGAUUGGUCAGCGUUGUGGUUGGAGCAUACCACUCAGAGAUCUCCAUCGCUGUGGCUAGACAGCUGUCCAUCAAACAAAUCCCACAGAUCAGUUAUGGCUCCACUACGGGAAUUCUGAGCGACAAAUCUCGCUUCCCAGCCUUCAUGCGGACAGUGCCGGAGGACAACUAUCAGGCUCAGGCCAUCGUCGACAUCCUGGCACACCACAACUGGACCUGGGUGGGCGUGGUGACAACCGACGGGGACUACGGUCGCUACGCUGCCCAGCGCUUCCAAGAGCACGCGAGGGUAAAGGGCAUCUGUGUUGCCUUCUGCGAGGUGCUCUCAGACAUUCUAGACGACAGAAAUCUGGCACAGGUGAUAAAUUCAAUCGUCCAAGACAUUGAAAAGGAUCCCAGAAUCGGAGUCAUUGUGUCCUUUGCCAAACCAGAUCACAUGAAGUACCUCAUGAGCAUGCUCACACCCAACGCCACCGGACGCGUCUGGAUCGCCAGUGACAACUGGGCUACGUCUGCCCGCGUGCUAGAGGACCGAAAGCUCAGUGACAUCGGGACUGUCAUCGGGGUCACCCUGAAAUCUUCAAAUAUGUCACACUUUGAGAGGUACUUGGAGCAUCUGGAUCCUGACCUGGAUGCCCAGAACAACACCAUCCUGCGCCAGUACCUGUGGACGAUGGGCAAGGGCUUGACCCAGCCUGAGCUGGGAGCAGCGCUGAAGAGGAAGAUCUACCCAUACGCCGUGUUCAGCGUGGGGCUGGCAGUCAGAGCCAUAGCCAACGCCUUGGCCAACCUCUGCGCAAACAGAGACUGCAGAGGAGGCAACAACUUUAAGUCAUGGGAGCUGAAGAGUGCUUUGCGGAGGAGCAACUUUACAUUGGGGCCAGACGAUACUCAUCAGUACAAAUUCGAUAAACACGGUGAUCUCAACACUGGCUACGAUGUCAUCCUCUGGGAGCAGGAUGGAGAGAACGUGGACAUGACCAAAGUCGUGGCCAAGUACGACAUCAGCUCACGGGAUCUCUCCUUUGUGAAUGAAGCAAAGAUCUCCAACCUUGUGGGAAAUGUAACAUCCAGGUGUUCUGCCGACUGUCAGCCAGGAUAUAGGAAGGUGUCCCAAGAUGAAGGGCCUGUUUGCUGCUUUAAAUGUACCAAAUGCAGCAAAAACACCUACAACAAUGGAACAGACGCAGAGGACUGUAUGAAAUGUGAAGAUGGCCAAUGGUCUGAGGAGGGUAGCACCAGGUGCCUGGACAAAACGAUUGUGUUUUUUGGUUGGAAAGAGAACUUUGCGAUCGUCUUGUUGUCGUUUGCUGCGCUGGGUGUGCUCCUGACGCUGGUGGUGCUGGUUCUGUUUCUGGCCCGGUGGACCACGCCCGUGGUGAAGUCCUCUGUCGGGCCCAUAUGCCUUCUGCUCCUCUUCUCUCUGCUCGGCACCUUCGUCAGCGCCGUGCUCUUCGUGGGCAAGCCCAACGACGCCCAGUGCCAGGCGCGCCAGGUGCUCUUCGGCCUCAGCUUCACUGUGUGCGUCUCCUGCAUCCUGGUCAAGUCCUUGAAGAUCCUCCUGGCCUUCCAGAUUGACCCUUCAAUAAGGCUGGUUCUAGACAAACUCUUCCAGCCCUACCUGAUCAUUGCGGCCUGUGUAGCUAUCCAGGUGGGGAUCUGUACAGCCUGGCUUCUUAUAGAAGCUCCCCAUGCCGAACGGAAAGACCUCAGACGAGACAAGAUUGUACUGCAGUGUAACGAAGGCGGCAUGCUUUUCUUUGGCCUCAUGCUAGGCUACAUCGGCCUUCUGUCCCUGAUCGGGUUUGUUGUAGCCUUUUAUAGCCGGCGGCUGCCUGAGGGCUACAACGAGGCCAAGUUCAUCACCUUCGCCUUGGUCGUCUACUUCGUCUGUUGGGUGGUGUUCGGGCCCGUCUACUUCCACGCGGAAGUGGGCGAUUUCCUCCCGGCGGUGGAGAUGAUCGUCAUCCUCUUCACGGCCUACGGCAUCCUCUGCACGCUGUUCUUGCCGAGGUGUUACGUCAUCUUGUUCAGAAAAGAGCGCAACACCAAGGAAGCCUUCCGCCAGAACGUGCGCGAAUACUCCCAUCGGCCGUCCCUGGAGCCACCCAGCAUCCUGCUGACGGACGACCCCGGCUCCAACGGGCAGGCGUACCACCCCCUGCAGGCCUCCAGCUCCCAGACGUCGCUGGCAUCGCUGGUGCCCAGAGAGGAGAUGCCUGACGGGCGCGUCUCGCCGGAAUCAACCAUGUCUAGUGCCCACCUGAAACCCAAAUCACCACCACCACCACCACCACCAACAAAAACAGCAACAGCAACAACAGCAACAACAACAGCAACAACAGAAAACACCUUCUUAACGGGGGACAGGACCACUCUGAUAAACAAGCGCAAAAAGUCUCUUGUGAGGUGUGCUACUGUACAUUGAAGCCAUUCGGCGUUCUAGAACUACAUAUUUUAUUUACCUCCGCCAAGGAGGUAUAUGUUUUCAUCGGGGACCGGCGUUUUUCUGUCUGUCUGUUUGUUUGUUUGUUUGUCUGUUUGUUAGCAAGAUAACUCAAAAAGUAAUGGAUGGAUUUCGCUGAAAUUUUCGGCGAAUGUCAGGCAUGACCCAAGGAAGAAACGAUUACAUUUUGGUAGUGAUCCGUAAUUCUGUAGGCGUUUAUGUAUUUAGCUUAGUGGUGUAAUGGCCAUGUGGUGGCGAUCUGAAUAGUUUAGAUUCAAAUGUAUGACAACCUAGGAAGAAGAAGGCAGGCGGAGGUAGCUGCGCUCUCUGAGUGCUUUUCUAGUUUAUUUCUGCAUCCUGUACUGUAAGUGCACAAGUAUAAGCACAUAUGCUAAUGAUAUUGUUGUGGAAUCUAAUUACUGGUUAACAAAUACCUCAGAACAAGUGUUAAUACAAUGUGUAUGUUUAUGCUUUUAUGCACAUUAAGGGUACUGUGGCCUACAAAAAUGCAAGAGUGUUUAGAUUUAUAGAAAUCAUGAAAUGAAUUUAUAGAAAAAGACUUAUUUUGGCUUACAAAUAUUUUUAUUUCAUUUAUGAAUCAAAAUGUGUUAUUGUAUGUAAUCAAUUUUAAUUGUUUUUACUAAAUUGUUGGCAAACCUUGGAAUAAUGCAAUAAAAACAUAUGUGUAGAGGAA
Molecule: messenger RNA, 3836 nt
Organism: Sardina pilchardus (European sardine)
Lineage: Eukaryota; Metazoa; Chordata; Actinopteri; Clupeiformes; Clupeidae
Product: G-protein coupled receptor family C group 6 member A-like
Exons: 6
Coding region: 116-3124 (1002 amino acids)
Biological process (GO): G protein-coupled receptor signaling pathway
Cellular component (GO): plasma membrane
Molecular function (GO): G protein-coupled receptor activity
Source: RefSeq, a predicted model, not a curated record